CCGGAAAGAUGUCUUUGUUUAUAUUAUCAAAUAGUCAGUGCGUGUUAUGAAUUGUUGUAGGUCUAAUGUUAUAUCAAAUGUUAUCAAUUAUUAAAAGAUCAAUUAUUUAUUAAGCUUAGUUAAAAAGCUACAGGGUAAAGGAAAGUGUGUGUAAGCUCAGAGCCUUUGCUGUGUUUGUCUCAGAUCUGAAAAGGGACUACAAUGGGAGUUCAUGGCCUGUGGAAAUUGCUGGAGAGCACAGGAAAGCCCAUUAACCCGGAAACACUCGAGGGGAAGAUCCUAGCAGUUGAUAUCAGCAUCUGGCUAAACCAAGCGGUCAAGGGAGUGCGCGAUCGUGAAGGCAACAACGUCCACAACGCCCACCUUCUUACGUUGUUCAACCGCCUGUGCAAGUUACUCUUCUUCCGCAUCAGACCUGUCUUUGUUUACGAUGGCGAUGCACCUCUGCUCAAAAAACAGACUCUGGCUAUCAGGAGACAGAGGAAGGAGGAGAUGGUGCUAGAGUCCAAGCAAACCCAUGAAAAACUCUUGAGGACGUUUCUGAAGAGGCAGGCAAUCAAAACGGCGCUAGGAGACCGCAGUAAAGAAACAAUUCCCAAUAUUUCCUCCGUGCGUCGAGAUGAGGUGGAAGAAAUGUUCGUUUUACCUGCACUGCCUCCUGUCGAGGAAGAAGAACAAAGCAGUUCUGAUGAAGAACCAGAAAGAGAAGAAGUACAGACACAAGAGUCCUAUCUGACCUUUCAGGAUGAGAUGUAUGAAAAUACCAGUUCCGUAGACAUCAACUCUGAGGAGUUCCUUCUCCUGUCACCAGAGAUCAAGCACGAAAUUCUCAAAGACAUGAAGGAGUUCAGCAAGAGAAGACGCACACUUUUUCACAAACCCCCUGAGAGGUCAGGGGACUUCUCUCAGUAUCAGCUGGCCGGGUUGCUGCAGAGGAAUAACCUGAACCAACGUCUAGAGGGUGUGGAGAAAGAAAUGAACCAGCGCACAUGUGGAGCUGUGGAGGAGGAGUACGUCCAGGGGGACGAGCACAGCGUUGAGUCGCGCCGCCUUUUAUCUGAGGAUUCGUCACAUUAUAUACUCAUCAAAGGGUCUCAAAAGCGCACACAGACUGAGAGUCACGUAGCCCCAGAUCCCUGGUCUUCAGGCCCUUGGUCCAGAAAAGGGAAAGUCAAAGGAAGGCCAGAGCCCCUUUGGCGGCCAAUAUCAGACGGCGUUCCUGAGGAAAACGAGCCUUCUUCUUCCUCUUCUUCAUCGACGACUCCAAAACUAAUCAUUUGUACCGAGGAGCAGCCUUCAGCUGGAGCCCCUCCCUCGCCACGAACCCUUCAGGCCAUUCAGGCAGCCAUGAUGGACAGCAGCUCGGAUGAAGAUGAAUCAGCUUCUAAGAAUAAGAUCCAAGAUGGAAGUGUAAAAGCAAGUUCUCAAGAAGAUAACGGUGGUGUGUCACCUCGCACUUUGCAGGCCAUCCAGAGGGCCCUGACGGAGGACAAUAAUGUAUCUGAAUACUUCAGCAAAGAGGUUCAAACUCAGCACCAGAAAGUUGUCAUUGUCAGUAGCUCAGAUGAGGAUGAAGAUCAAGCUGAAAGCACAGUGAUGCAAAAGAGUGUUUUGAAUGAGGCUCAGGAAGGAGGUGGACUUUCUCCACAGACUUUACUGGCCAUUCAGAGAGCUUUAGGAGAAAAAGAGACACUUACUGAGAUGGAGCAGGUGGACCGUGUGGGUUUGUUAUGCAGUUCUGAAGGUGAGGAAAUGGACGAGGUAGUUGAAGUGAGGAGCAAAGAGUUCAGAUCUGCUACUAAUGAAGAAGUGCUUGAAAAAGAUGCUUUAAAAACAGCUUCCGCUCCUUCAGAUCUACAGUCGGAUGAAAAAGUUUUGCCCGAAGAACAUGGGCCAAGUUCUCUAAACAAUUUCUUUGAAAAAGAAAGUUUGAGCAUUAGCUUAAUUGAGGAGAAGGAGGGAAGAAAUACGCAAAUUAUUGUAAAGAGUGAAGAGGAGGACAGCAGCUCUGAAGAAAGUUUCAUUGAGGUAUCAGAAGGGGAAGAGGAGCCUGAAUUGAAUAAUUCAGUAACCAAAUCAGAAGAACAAUUACCAGAAAUGAGUAAUAAAGAGGAGGUGGUGGCAAAGGAUGAAGAGGAGAGCCAAAAGGAAGAUUCAAGUGGAACGACUCCGUCAUUAAACAGCAGUGAAAUGGAAGAAAAACAAGCUGAAAGCUCUCGAGAAGUGGCUGCUGCUCCUCCAUCCAGUGAAUGGGACAAUAUCGACAUGGAGGAGCUGGUCGAGUUGGAGAAAGAUCUGCAGGCAGAGCAGAGCAACCUUCGCGGCCAGCAACAGCAACAGCAGCGCAGUGCAGCCACAGUUACAGGGCAGAUGUGCCAGGAGAGCCAGGAGCUGCUGCGGUUGUUCGGGGUGCCCUUCAUCGUUGCCCCAAUGGAAGCUGAAGCUCAGUGUGCAGCUUUGGACCGGACGGACCAGACACAUGGCACCAUCACAGACGACAGUGAUGUCUGGCUGUUCGGAGGACGACACGUCUACAAAAACUUUUUCAACAGCAAAAAUUACGUGGAACACUACCAGUACCUGGAUAUUCAAAACCAGCUAGGACUGGACAGGACUAAGAUGAUCAAUCUGGCCUAUCUACUGGGUAGCGAUUACACCGAGGGAAUCCCAGGAGUCGGAUACGUUACUGGCAUGGAAAUACUAAACGAGUUCCCUGGGACUGGUUUAGAACUUCUGAAUCACUUCAGUAAAUGGUGGAAUGAAGCACAAACCAAUAAGAAGCUGGUUGCUGAUCCUAAGGACACAAAGGUGAAGAAAAAGCUGAGAGCAUUAAAGGUUCAUCCAGGCUUCCCGAAUCCUGCUGUCGCUGAGGCCUACCUCCAGCCCACUGUGGACCAAUCAGAGGGCUUGUUUUGCUGGGGCCACCCACAGCUGGAUCUCCUCAAAGAGUUUUGUUAUAGUCGAUUUGGUUGGAACAGCAGGAAGACUGAAGAAACACUUCAGCCAGUCCUAAAACAGCUCAGCACUCAACAGACUCAGCUGCGCAUCGAUUCCUUCUUCCGUCUGGAGCAGCAGGAAAAGCAGGCCAUUCGCAGCCAGCGGUUACGCCGAGCCGUCACCUGCCUCAAGAGGAAGGAACGCGAUCGAGCAGAGAGCAGUGACGAUGAAACGGUCUCACCGGUCAAGAAAGGGAAGAACGGCAAAGAGAAAGGAACUGACGUUACACCUGCAGGGAUGUUUGGAGGAGGUUUUAUUGGAAUAAACAUGAGUUCUAACAGCCCAGAAGAGAAGAUGAUUGGAGGGGAAACAGUCGAGAAACGGCCUAAAACACCGCCAUUGAAAUCUGAAUCCAGCAGCAGCAGUUCAGAAGAUGAACUGGAACAUAAGAAAAAAGCCACCAUGGUUACCGCACGGUCUGUGUUUGAGGGGAAAACAAGAGGAAGAGGGAGAAGAGGAGGACGAGGAGGAGCAAGAGGAAAGACCAAGAAAAGCAUGUAAUGACAAAAGACUUGAGUACUACUUAUGCAUUUCUGUAAGGCAAAAUAGGUGCCUGAAGCCUAUGAUGUGAAAGAUAUAACAUUAAAUUAUUGCAGAAAACUUGUGUACAAUGUCUAACACACUGAUUUAAAUAUUCCAUUUAAAUAAAUCAGUUUGGCUGGAGUCCAAACAUUUAUUUUUCCUGGUAAAUAUUA
This is a messenger RNA of Silurus meridionalis, 3692 nucleotides long. RefSeq names its product excision repair cross-complementation group 5 (gene ercc5). The coding region runs from base 202 to 3498 and encodes 1098 amino acids. Gene Ontology annotation, biological process: nucleotide-excision repair. The transcript is spliced from 15 exons. Gene Ontology annotation, molecular function: DNA endonuclease activity; single-stranded DNA binding. NCBI's taxonomy places the organism in Eukaryota, Metazoa, Chordata, Actinopteri, Siluriformes, Siluridae. Gene Ontology annotation, cellular component: nucleus. The record is from RefSeq and is a predicted model, not a curated record.